GCAGGCUUGUGGGCGGGGAGUAUGAUCAUGCCCUCCAGAGGAAGUGAGCGCAGUGUAGUGGAAUGUAGUUGCCAUUAGUGGGAGUUGAACUGAGGCUGGCUAACCGCUAGCCUGCUAAAUUGAGUUUGAGCUGGAGACGCAGUGGGGAGUGAUGAAAACAUGCCGCACUUCACAGUUGUUCCAGUGAAGGAUCAAACUCAGUCCAGCUACGACAGUCUAGAGGGGAUUAACUGGGUUGAUUACAGAGACACUGGACAGGACUGUCUGGACCAUCAAGAUACUGUUAGAUCUGAUGGACAUGGGAAUCAUAAAGAAGACAGCCCUUUUCUCUGCACUGCUGAUUCUCCAAGCAGGAAGAAUGACUUCUAUGACCGGAACCUGGCUUUGUUUGAGGAAGAGCUGGACAUCAGGCCAAAGGUUUCUUCUCUGCUCAGCCGCUUGGUUAAUUACACCAGCAUCACUCAGGGGGCCAAGGAGCACGAAGAGGAGGAGAGCAAUGUGGCGUCACGUAGGAAGACCCCCAAGUCACCCAACAUGGGCACUCUGAUGGGCGUCUACCUGCCGUGUCUCCAGAACAUCUUUGGUGUCAUUCUAUUCCUCAGACUGACAUGGAUUGUGGGAAUGGCAGGCAUCAUACAGUCCCUCCUGAUUGUCCUUAUGUGCUGUUCUUGUACUAUGCUGACAGCCAUAUCUAUGAGUGCCAUUGCCACUAACGGUGUUGUUCCAGCCGGAGGGGCAUAUUUCAUGAUUUCACGUUCACUCGGCCCUGAGUUUGGAGGAGCUGUGGGACUGUGUUUCUACUUGGGUACCACUUUUGCGUCUGCAAUGUAUAUACUGGGAGCCAUAGAAAUCUUUUUGAAAUAUCUGGUGCCUCAGGCAGCCAUCUUUCAUGCCACAGAGCAUCUCGGCAGUGACAGUGCUUUGCUGAACAACAUGCGAGUCUACGGAUCUUUAUGCCUCAGCUUGAUGGCUGUUGUGGUUUUCGUAGGAGUCAAAUAUGUCAACAAGCUGGCCUCCCUUUUUCUGGCCUGUGUCAUUAUCUCAAUCGUUUCUAUCUAUGCUGGAGCAAUCAAAUCCAUGACUCAUCCGCCAGAAUUCCCGAUCUGCAUGCUGGGGAACAGGACUUUGGUGAGAGAUCGUUUCGAUGUGUGUGCUAAAACUGUAAUAAGAGAGAACAUUACAGUGCCAAGUAUGCUCUGGGAAAGGUUCUGCCCGCUGGGGAACAUGAGCAGUGCUCAGUGUGAAGACUACUUUGUCCAGAACAAUGUGACAGAGAUACAGGGCAUCCCUGGACUGGGCAGUGGGAUCAUCAGAGAAAACAUGUGGGGCAACUAUCUGCAGAAAGGGGAGAUCGUUGAGAAGGCAGGGCUGCCAUCAGUGGACGCCCACAGUAACAUGGAGAACUUUAUUAAUUAUGUGUCAGCGGACAUUGCUACAUCCUUCACACUUCUUGUGGGGAUCUUCUUCCCAUCUGCCACAGGUAUUAUGGCAGGCUCCAACAGAUCUGGUGAUCUCAGGGAUGCCCAGAAGUCCAUCCCGGUGGGGACUAUUUUAGCUAUAACCACUACUUCACUUGUUUAUAUAAGUUCUGUGGUCCUGUUUGGCUCUUGUAUCGAAGGUGUAGUCCUGAGGGACAAGUUUGGAGAUGCUGUUCGAAAGAACCUUGUUGUGGGUACGCUCUCUUGGCCAUCUCCAUGGGUUAUUGUCAUUGGGUCCUUCUUCUCUACUGUUGGGGCAGGUCUACAAUCCCUUACUGGUGCUCCACGACUUCUACAAGCAAUCGCAAAGGACAACAUAAUUCCCUUUCUUAGGGUGUUUGGUCAUGGAAAAUCCAAUGGAGAGCCUACAUGGGCACUGCUGCUGACUGGUCUCAUAGCUGAGCUGGGGAUCCUUAUUGCUUCACUUGACAUGGUUGCUCCCAUCCUUUCCAUGUUCUUCUUGAUGUGCUAUCUCUUUGUAAAUUUAGCCUGUGCAGUCCAGACCCUUUUACGGACACCUAACUGGAGACCUAGGUUCAAAUAUUACCACUGGGCUUUGUCGUUCCUUGGCAUGAGUAUGUGUUUGGCUCUCAUGUUCAUAUCCUCGUGGUACUAUGCCAUAGUGGCCAUGGGCAUUGCUGGGAUGAUUUACAAAUACAUUGAGUACCAGGGAGCAGAGAAGGAGUGGGGAGAUGGCAUAAGAGGACUAUCCCUUAGCGCUGCACGGUAUGCCCUGCUACGACUCGAAGUUGGACCACCACACACCAAGAACUGGAGGCCUCAGUUGCUCGUACUGUUGAAGCUGGAUGAGGACCUCCAUGUCAAAUAUCCCCGACUACUCACCUUUGCCUCGCAACUGAAAGCUGGAAAGGGCCUGACCAUAGUUGGUUCAGUCAUCCAGGGUAACUUCCUAGACAGCUUUGGGGAACUGCAGGCAGCUGAACAGGCCAUUAAGAACAUGAUGGAGAUUGAGCGGGUCAAAGGUUUCUGCCAGGUGGUGGUGGCAACAAAAGUGCGGGAAGGCAUUGUCCACCUGAUCCAGUCCUGUGGUCUGGGUGGGAUGAAGCACAACACCGUGGUGAUGGGCUGGCCGUACGGCUGGAGACAGAGUGAGGAUCCUCGAGCCUGGAAGACCUUCAUUAACACAGUCCGCUGCACCACAGCUGCUCACCUUGCCCUGAUGGUUCCCAAAAAUGUGUCGUUCUAUCCAAGCAACCAUGAACGCUUCACAGAUGGCAACAUUGAUGUGUGGUGGAUCGUCCAUGAUGGAGGGAUGUUAAUGCUCCUGCCUUUCCUGCUCAAACUGCACAAGGUCUGGAGGAAAUGCAAAAUGCGCAUAUUCACUGUGGCCCAGAUGGAUGACAACAGCAUCCAGAUGAAGAAAGAUCUUGCCACGUUCCUUUAUCAGUUGAGAAUCGAAGCUGAGGUGGAGGUUGUGGAAAUGCAUGACAGCGACAUCUCGGCAUACACCUAUGAGCGGACAUUAAUGAUGGAGCAGAGAUCCCAGAUGUUAAGACAAAUGAGGCUAUCCAGUGCAGAAAGACAAAGAGAGGCCCAACUGAUUAAAGACAGACACUCGUUGGUACGCAUGGGCAGUUUGUACUCAGAUGAGGAGGAGGAAGUGGUGGAGAUCCCUCCGGCAAAGGUUCAGAUGACAUGGACCAGAGAGAGGUGUGAGGCAGAAAAGAGAAACAGAAACAAUGCUCCUGAGAACUUCAGAGAACUCAUGAGCCUCAAACCAGAUCAGUCCAAUGUACGACGAAUGCAUACAGCUGUGAAGCUGAAUGAAGUAAUAGUCAAUAGGUCCCACGACGCUCGACUAGUGUUGUUAAACAUGCCAGGACCCCCUCGCAACUCAGAUGGAGAUGAAAACUAUAUGGAGUUUUUGGAGGUGUUGACUGAGGGUUUGGAGAGAGUGCUGCUGGUGAGAGGAGGUGGGCGGGAGGUCAUCACUAUCUACUCAUGACCUUACAGCUGCUAUGUUUUGGCUUUGGCAACAUCAGAAGACAUUCCUCCUCUGGAAAUGAGGCACUAACUGAUUUGCUUUCAAACUGUUCUGAGUAAAUGCGAAAAAUGUGUAACUUUUUGUGUCAACUUUUGAAUGCAAAAGAGGAUAAGUCUAUUUUUGUAGAAUAUAGGCACACAAGUGUACAUAUCUACCUGUUUACUCAUUACAAAUGGAAAAUGUAACCAUAUUCUUUAGAAUUCCGUGCCUGCUUGUCAAACACAAUCUUAAUAUAAGCAUUUUUUUAUGUAUAGGUAAAGUAUAAAAUAAUAAAUCUAUCAUUGAGAAUGGAACUGUCUGAAGCAAAACCUCUCCAGUCUCACUUUAGAAUGUGCAGAAUAUGUAUGUCCACAACACAUAAACUAGUAGUAGUCAGACAAAGGCUUUAAAAAGGAGAGAUUGCAGCUUUUAAUGUUGGGGAUUUUCUUUAAUGCAGUGUCCCAAAUUAUUUUAAUUUUGUCCUACUUAGACAUAGCAAAUUUUCUAAUAAGUCCAAAUUUGAAAGCUGGAAAAUCUAAUUAAAGAAAUGUCUGGCUGGAUGGACUCUAACUUAAGUCUGUUAUAUGUGAGUUCACUAGUACCACCAAUUAGGCCAUGGCUCAUUUAAGUCGAAGUGGUUGUUUCAUCUUAGUUUUGCAUAAUCGAAACGCACAUAUAAAAUUAUUUUGAAGCCUUAAAAUGUAACAUCUUUUAGGCCUUUUGAUUGAUUGAUGAAUACUUUAAUGAUCUCACAAACUGUUUUAGAAAAACUACUGUAUUUCAUUCUUUUCAUCAACAUUACUUUCACAUUUUAUAUACUGAAACUAUAUCCUGUUUGAAAAGCUGCAUUAGUUUGCCAGACCUAGAUUAUACAGCUGAUUAUUUUUCAAGGCACAGUUUUAUUUAAUAUUUAUAUUGUUAUUUAUUGUCUCCACAUUUUCCCAUUGUGGCUAUAGACAGUGUUACUGAAUGUAUGGACCACAGUACAUUACAUUGGAUGUACUGACACAUUAUUCAGUUUGUAAAUCUGGAUGCAAGUCUUAAAUUUAUUUUUAUUAGCUGAUGUUUUUUUAUUAGGAAGAGUUCAUUUUUAGAUUUGUAUCACUUAAAAUUAUGUAAAAUUAAACUUUUUCCACACUCAUAUAAAUCUGAAACUUUAUCCAUAACUAAAGCUACUACCACAUUAAUCCCAGAUACCUGUUCAGUUAUAUCAGAGCUUAAUCUGACAAUAAAAAGCAUUUUGGGCUAGUAAAUGUUUCAUGGUGCAUCUGUCUUUUUGUUUGAGUGUACAUUUGUGCCUAUAUGAUUUUGGAUAAAAGAGUCAAUGAGAAGAUAUUGUCCAUCUGCACAAUUUCAGAACUACAUGUAUGGUAGGAGGUUGGCUUGCCUUCUCUCUUACAUCAGUGUUAACAGGGUGACAUACAUAUGUGUGUUAUUACUCCUUACACUUUUCCCAGAAUAUGAUUUGAAAUGAAAAUGAAUGCAGGUAUAAUGAAAUUUAAUUGAAGAUGGUAAUAUUUGUCUCAUAACCCAGUGAUUAUGUACCGCACCACCACUAUUGGUGCUAAUUCUUACCAGAAACAAAAGUUGAAGUUAAGUUGAAAAGGUAGUCAUUUUUUCCUGGUUAAGUCAUGAG
Molecule: messenger RNA, 5098 nt
Organism: Menidia menidia (Atlantic silverside)
Lineage: Eukaryota; Metazoa; Chordata; Actinopteri; Atheriniformes; Atherinopsidae
Source: the annotation of a GenBank genome assembly